AUGUCCACGGGAGAAGAUGUAGAGGCCCUUGAACGGGCAGAGGAGCAGCCGUUUCUUGCGCAAGAGACAGCAGGAGACAAGGAGGAAAUUGAGGCAGGUGCGAGUCCACCCGCCUGGCUCGGAAAGAGGAGAGCCUCACGGCUGCACGGAUUUUGCAAACUAGGCCUCUUCAUCAUUUUCUUCCUCACCACCAUCUUGGGGUUAUCUGGAAUCAUCUUGAGCUUCCCACCUGCAGGGACAAGACAUCAAGAUGAUCCAGCCAAAGACCACACUGAUGACUGGAAGCACAGCAUAAUACAUUAUCAUGAAGACAUUCCCGCCACGCCACGUCUGCGAGACACAUCUGAAUAUGUACUUCCGCCAUCGUGGGACCGCAGUGCCGCUCCAGUAACGCGGGAAUAUCACUGGACAAUAUCAGAUGCUGAAUUGAAUCCAGAUGGAGUCUAUCGAUCCAUGACCCUCAUCAACAAUCAAUUUCCCGGCCCCUUGGUAGAAGCCAACGAAGCUGAUACAAUCGUUGUCAACGUGGAAAAUAAGGCCGCAAACUCUACAUCAAUUCACUUUCACGGACUCUUCCAGAAUGGAACCAAUUGGAUGGAUGGCACUGUCGGUGUCACGCAAUGUCCCAUUGCCCCCAACUCAAACUUUACAUACAAGUUUGUUGUUCGUGGACAAUCCGGCACAUAUUGGUAUCAUGCCCACCAUAGUGCUCAGGCAUCGGAUGGCUUGUUAGGUCCUGUCGUCAUUCAUUCGCAGGAUGAGCUUACACUGCAGGAGGUCGAUUACGCGACGGACAGAGUCAUCAUGGUCCAAGAUCAUUACCACAACACAACGGCUGAGUUGUUAAUGGAUUAUCUACAGCCAGACAAGGAAAAUGAUGAGCCUGUCCCAGAUAACGCGCUCAUCAAUGGUCGUGGCGUGCGAGAUUGUGAUGACUUCGAGGGGUGGCAUUGCGACAGCAGCAACACGUCUGAGCCGACAUUUGACUUGACUGCAGGCCAACGGCAUCGUCUACGAUUCAUCAACGUAGGAGCCUUUGCUGAAUUCCAAAUUCAGAUUGACGAACACCCAUUCUAUAUCACAGAGGUUGAUGGGACAGAUGUUCAUCCGGAAGCCUUCCAUCGUCUCAACAUCCUACCUGCUCAACGCUAUAGUGUCAUUGUCGACACCAACGUCACGACUGCUGAUGCAUAUUGGCUGCGGGCUAGAAUGGUCACGCACUGCUUCACUACCAAAAAUGAUCGAUUACAACCCGAAAUCAGAGGCGUAUUGCGAUACAUCUCAUCAAGUUCAAAGCCCCUUACAGCCGAUCCCCAAAGCAAGGACUGGUCGGAGGCCAUCGAAACCAUCUGUCGCGACCUCAACACAUCAGCUCUACAUCCAGUCCAGCACAUCAGCCCUCCCCCUGCUGAUGACUUCGUCGCCCUCAGAGCCAACUUCAUGAUUGGAGCUUGGCGUCUAGCUCGAGGUUUCUUCAACGAAUCCACUUGGCAUCCAAACGCAACCCACCCUUCUCUCCAUCGAUUCCUCGAUGCCAAGCCAGAAUUAACCAGCCUCGAGGCCCCAUUAGCCAUCAAUGACAAAGCAUUCAACAAGGACAACGACUUUGUCCUUCAGACUAAGGGCAUACGCACAGUCGACAUUUCUAUCAACAACUUUGACGACGGCGCACACCCUUUCCAUCUCCACGGCCACAAGUUUUUCAUCGUUGCUCAAGCUAGGAGCGGAUAUCCACCCACAGCAGCGACGCUAGACAAAUACCUACGACAACACGGUGGCAUACCAGAGAACCCCCUUCGUCGUGACACUGUCACCGUGGAAGCCUACUCCUGGGUUAUAGUCCGCGUUGUACUCGACAACCCUGGUAUUUGGGCGCUUCACUGCCACAAUACGUGGCACUCCGAAUCGGGCAUGGUGAUGCAGUUACUCGUACAAAGCGAAGUAGUAAGUGGGUGGAAAGUUGACCCCCAGAAUAGAGCCAUGUGCGAAUUUAAAGGUGUCCUGUCUGGCAUGCGGCCAGAUGAUAGCAUUUGGUAUGGUAGUUUUUAG
Metarhizium acridum CQMa 102 is the source of this 2049-nucleotide messenger RNA. RefSeq lists its product as uncharacterized. NCBI's taxonomy places the organism in Eukaryota, Fungi, Ascomycota, Sordariomycetes, Hypocreales, Clavicipitaceae. The record is from RefSeq and is a predicted model, not a curated record. Gene Ontology annotation, molecular function: oxidoreductase activity; copper ion binding.